This is a messenger RNA of Eimeria maxima, 267 nucleotides long. RefSeq lists its product as hypothetical. The coding region runs from base 1 to 267 and encodes 88 amino acids. The transcript has 5 exons. The record is from RefSeq and is a predicted model, not a curated record. NCBI's taxonomy places the organism in Eukaryota, Apicomplexa, Conoidasida, Eucoccidiorida, Eimeriidae.
AUGGUUAGACUGGGCGUGUUUGUCUGGGGAAGGAUGGAAAACAACACUAUGCGGUUAGAGGGGUGUGGGGCAUACGCCUUGCAGCUUGCGCUAAUAGUUGGAGGUGUGUAUGGAGCGUGUGUGGAUACGGGUGUGUUUGGAGGAAGUGUGUUAACAGCCUUAGUUGAGAAGGUUAGCAUGUGUCUGUUGGUUGAUGAGGUGGAGUUGUGUGGGUUGGUGUUAGUGUUUGUUGUAGUGGAGAGGGAGGAGGCAGCAUGCACGGCGUAG